Molecule: messenger RNA, 975 nt
Organism: Anopheles coustani
Lineage: Eukaryota; Metazoa; Arthropoda; Insecta; Diptera; Culicidae
Gene: rdgBbeta
Product: cytoplasmic phosphatidylinositol transfer protein 1
Exons: 7
Coding region: 169-966 (265 amino acids)
Biological process (GO): phospholipid transport
Cellular component (GO): cytoplasm
Molecular function (GO): phosphatidylinositol binding; phosphatidylinositol transfer activity
Source: RefSeq, a predicted model, not a curated record
CGUUGAAAAACGGCCCCGUGUGAGCUACAAUCUUCCGUCUGCGAACCUACCGAAACUAGUAACAAAAGUACAAACGAGGUGCGUGACUUUCCUAUCAAUCAUCGGCGUCCAAGUUAGUUCUAUUGACGGUUAAGUAACAAAUAGGUUGUAGCAAAAACAUCAAACAGCAUGGUACUUACGAAGGAAUACCGAAUAUGCAUGCCGCUCACCGUGGAAGAGUACAAAAUUGGCCAACUGUACAUGAUUGCGCGCCACAGCCUCGAACAGUCGAACGAUGGAGAAGGCGUGGAGGUGAUUGAGAACAAGGAAUGUUUCGACCCAGAUCACGGCAAGGGGCAGUACACGGAGAAACGGAUACAUUUAUCGAGCCGAUUGCCGUACUGGCUGCAAGCAGUUUGCCCAAAAGUUUUCUAUGUCAUCGAGAAGGGUUGGAACUACUAUCCGUACACAGUGACUGAAUAUACGUGUUCGUUCAUACCAAAGCUACACAUACGAAUACUGACCCGAUUUGAGGACAAUGCUGGGACGUCGGAUAACUGUCUGAAUCUUCCCGAAGAAAGUCUUAAAACCCGUAUCGUCGACCACGUGGACAUCGCAUUCGAGGAGCCCACUGAAAAGCAUUACAAAAGGGAAGAGGAUCCAAAGUUUUUCAAGUCCCGCGUCACUGGACGCGGCCCGCUGGUGGAGGGAUGGCGUGAAACGGACAAACCGAUGAUGUGUUCCUACAAACUGGUCGAGGCAUCGUUUGAGGUGUGGGGCUUGCAGACGCGGGUGGAGGAAUUCAUUCAGAAGUGCAUCCGGGACGUCCUACUGCUGGGACACAGGCAAGCGUUCGCUUGGAUCGACGAAUGGCACGGCAUGAGCAUUGAAGACGUUCGCAUGUACGAGAAAGAUAAACAGAUGGAGGCGAACGAUAAGCUACGCCAGUCGAUGCCGCCGGCUGUUGAAACUGAUAAGGUUCAGUGAAGAAACAAA